Larimichthys crocea (large yellow croaker) is the source of this 1186-nucleotide messenger RNA. Its product is annotated as cathepsin S. Gene Ontology annotation, biological process: proteolysis. The record is from RefSeq and is a predicted model, not a curated record. NCBI's taxonomy places the organism in Eukaryota, Metazoa, Chordata, Actinopteri, Sciaenidae. Gene Ontology annotation, molecular function: cysteine-type peptidase activity. The transcript is spliced from 7 exons. Bases 35 to 1018 code for a protein of 327 amino acids.
ACUCCUGUUUAAUGACGACUUCUUGAAUGCAGAGAUGUUUCGGAGCCUGAUUUUCACCAUCAUUUGUGGAUUGGCAGCGGCCGUUGCCAAUUCAGAACUGGACCAACACUGGGAGCUAUGGAAGAAGAUGCACAAUAAAACCUAUUCUCACCAGAUUGAGGAGCUAGGUCGCAGGCGGAUAUGGGAAUCAAACCUGGAAAUGAUUAAUGUCCAUAACCUGGAAACCUCCAUGGGCCUACACACCUAUGAGCUAGCAAUGAAUCACCUGGGAGACCUGACCACAGAGGAGAUCACGAGCAUGUUGACUGGCAUCGUCGUGCCCUCUGAUCUGGAGAAGAGUCCUUCCAAUUUUGACCGGAUUAACAUCUCUCUACCACCAGCACUGGACUGGAGGGAUAAAGGUCUGGUAACUGAUGUCAAAAUGCAGGGUUCCUGUGGCUCUUGUUGGGCCUUCAGUGCAGUUGGUGCUCUGGAAGGGCAACUCAAGAAGUCCACAGGUGUCCUGAUGUCCCUCAGUCCUCAGAACUUGGUAGAUUGCUCCCUUAAUUACGGAAAUCAUGGCUGCAAUGGUGGUUUCAUGACAUACGCCUUCCAAUAUGUCAAGGAAAAAGGCAUAAAUUCGGAUGUAGCCUACCCCUACAUAGGCAGGUGUGGUCAAUGCAAGUAUAAACCAGAGUAUCGGGCUACCAACUGCAAAAGCUAUGCCAUGUUACCGAAGGGUAACGAAUCUGCACUGAAAAAAGCUGUAGCCAAAAUCGGCCCCAUCUCUGUAGCAAUUGAUGCCUCCAGACCCAAUUUUGCAUUCUACCAUCACGGUGUGUACAAGGACCACACAUGCACCCACCAUGUGAACCAUGGCGUGCUAGUUGUGGGCUAUGGCAGAGAGAGGGGACACGACUACUGGCUGGUCAAAAACAGUUGGGGCACAAGGUAUGGAGAUGAAGGCUACAUAAAGAUGGCUCGGAACAGACACAACCAGUGUGGCAUUGCUCUCUAUGCUAGUUACCCCAUCAUGUGAUUAGCAGAUGGCUCAGUUUUGGCUGCGAAUUUCAAAAACAGUUGGCACAUUUUAAUAAACGCAUCCUUAAUUUGAUCUAUGUAAAUAAAAUGCAUCAAGAAGUGGAAUAUUUCUGAAGCUUGUGUUCUUUGGCAGAAUGAGAAUUAAACACCAUGUCUGUAAAGCGGU